CAUCUAAACUGCACUGAGCUCUCUCCCUCCCUCUCUCUCUCUCUCUCUUGCUUAGCUAAGACUUAAGAGUGCUAAGAACAAAGAAGAACAUCCUCUGCCAAAAAUAAAGCAAAAGAGAAGGGAGGGAAUGUUGAUCUGCUUCUACUGUUCUUUACAGAGUUAAAAAAAAAGAAAGUGAUUUCAUCUUCAGAGAGACAAAUUAUACAUACUACUACUUCCAUAGAUUUGAGCCAUUAAUACAUAUAUACAGAUAAAGAAGAAAGGGAGAGUUGUGAGUUUGUGACCACACAAUCAGGAUGGGUGGGGUGACAUCCUCCAUGGCUGCCAAAUUCGCCUUCUUCCCACCUAACCCACCUUCAUACAAGGUUAUUACAGACGAUGCCACUGGCCUUCUGCUACUUGACCCUUUCCCCCAUCGUGAGAACGUCGACGUUUUGCGCCUCCCCACCCGCCGCGGCAACGAAAUCGUCGCCGUUUAUGUUCGGUACCCCAUGGCCACCACCACGCUUCUCUACUCCCAUGGAAACGCAGCGGAUGUUGGCCAGAUGUAUGAGCUAUUCAUCGAAUUGAGCAUCCACUUGCGCGUCAAUCUCAUGGGUUAUGACUACUCUGGCUAUGGGCAGUCAACAGGAAAGGCCAGUGAACACAAUACUUACGCAGAUAUUGAAGCUGCAUAUAAGUGUCUUGAAGAAAGCUAUGGUGCGAAGCAGGAAAAUAUCAUCCUGUAUGGGCAAUCUGUUGGAAGUGGCCCAACUUUGGAUCUUGCUGCUCGUUUACCUAGGCUAAAAGCAGUUGUUCUGCAUAGUCCUAUACUAUCAGGGUUGAGAGUCAUGUAUCCUGUGAAGCGUACCUACUGGUUUGACAUUUAUAAGAACAUUGACAAAAUCCCAUUGGUGAAGUGCCCUGUACUUGUAAUUCAUGGAACAUCGGAUGAAGUUGUCGACUGCUCUCACGGGAAACAACUGUGGGAAUUGUGCCAAGAGAAGUACGAACCUUUAUGGCUGAAAGGAGGAAAUCACUGUAAUUUGGAACUCUUUCCAGAGUAUAUCAGGCAUCUCAAGAAGUUUAUAUUGACUGUUGAGAAAUCACCUUCACAAAGACAUAGUUCUAGGAAAAGUACAGAUGGAUACGAGCAGUCCAGAAGGAGUGUUGAUCGUUUUGAGGUUCCAAGGAAGAGCACAGACCGGAGAGAGAAACCAAGAAAAAGCACAGACAGACCUGAAAAGCUGAAAUUUCAUGAAUUCAAGUUUAAUAACUUUGACAAGCUUGAGAAGUUAAAAAUCCCAUUCGAUCAGGCGGAGAGGGCGGAAAGGUCACGGAGAAGUGUCGAAUACUUUGAGAAACCAAGGAGAAGCAUCGACCAGCAGUUAGAAAAAGGGAGGAAGAGUGUCGAUUGGGUUGACAGAAUUCGCGCCCCUUGAAAACUAUCAAAAUAGUUUUUGACAUACUACUGCCUGCAUAUGCUAAUGAGAAUGGGGGGUGAAACGAGAGGAAGCUGGACUGGUACAGAAGAAAAACAUCAAUUGGGGGCUUUAACUUAUAGUUCACAGAAUGCAUUUCAUAUUAAUUACUUUGCAUUGGAUUGGUGAGUUUGGUAUACUGGGAUCAUGGAUUGUGAUAUAAACAACUCUUUUAACAUCUUAGAUUAUGUCUUUUAAGUCAGAAUAGAAUUGGCAUCAGGCAUGGAGUUGUGAUUUCCUCAUUUUCUUGCACUUUCUUAUGUUUGGUUAAAAGGGGAACUCUUUCAGUCUUUCCAUUGGAGUACUAUCUUUGCUUGAGUCC
Messenger RNA from Tripterygium wilfordii, 1782 nucleotides. Its product is annotated as alpha/beta hydrolase domain-containing protein 17C. Bases 297 to 1421 code for a protein of 374 amino acids. NCBI's taxonomy places the organism in Eukaryota, Viridiplantae, Streptophyta, Magnoliopsida, Celastrales, Celastraceae. The transcript is spliced from 5 exons. The record is from RefSeq and is a predicted model, not a curated record.